AGAUGAACGCUUACGCUCCCAUGCCUUAUGCCAGCGCUCCCAGUCCUUACGCUGCACCCCCUCCAUCUUACGCCCCUCCAUCUUACGCUUCAGCUCCGGCAUACGCGGCUCCUAUUCCAUUGACACCUUUGGUCAUCCCCGACGAUGCCGAUGCUCUUGGCGGCGGUGGGGGUGGAGGCGGUAGUAUCACCAAGUUCUUUGCUCUGCCACUGAUCGUCGUACUUCCCAUUUUACUUCCUUUAAUCUUGUUGAUUGUCUUUCUGCCGAAAUUUGGCAAAAAACCUAUCAAAGAAAACAGGGAGUAUGAAGAUAUGAAACCUUACUACGAUGAUAACACGUACAACUACCAAGAUUACGAAAACAAUUACAUGGACGACAAACCAAGUAAAGGUAACCGCAGGCGUCGUGAAGCCGAGAAGAACAAGCAAAUCUCAUCUUCUAAUUCGGCCCUUCCAUCAAUGAGCAUCGCCCAAGUCGAUCGAUUGACUGACGUUAUCUUUGCUGCCAUCAAUUCGCAAGAAUGUAUCCAGCGUCUCCUGUGCGAAGUCGGAUCCCUAUCGCGCUCUUUCUCCGACACGACUCAACAAGUGACAAAAGCUGUCAAAGACUUUGUUCCAGAAUCUAUCAAAGAUUCGUACAACGUCUUCGCGAAAGCAGAAAAAUGCGAGCAGUACCAAUGCGGAGCCCUGAAAGUUCACAAAUAA
Messenger RNA from Daphnia carinata, 704 nucleotides. RefSeq lists its product as uncharacterized. The record is from RefSeq and is a predicted model, not a curated record. The transcript has a single exon. NCBI's taxonomy places the organism in Eukaryota, Metazoa, Arthropoda, Branchiopoda, Diplostraca, Daphniidae. Bases 3 to 704 code for a protein of 233 amino acids.